AUUGUUUGUGUUUUGGUUUUAAGGGGAAGUUGCGAGAAGAAAGAAAGGAGGAGACGUGACGGGAUCGUUGAAAUAAUUUUUCUUGUUUAUCCCCAACACCAUCUCACCAUAGUGUCCCGGCUUCCGUGCGUAAGAGACUACAGCGGUGGUUUUUAAAGUUCAAAACGUCGUCGGGCUCUCAGCAGAAGUCCUAAUUGUGAGGAUUUACACUCAGGCCACCGGGGGAUCUGACUAGGUCAUGGCCAAUCGGGGAGGAGCUACGAGACCCAAUGGACCCAAUGCAGGCAACAAGAUCUGUCAGUUUAAGCUGGUGCUGUUGGGAGAGUCAGCUGUGGGGAAGUCCAGCUUAGUGCUCCGUUUCGUCAAGGGCCAGUUCCAUGAAUUCCAGGAGAGCACAAUAGGAGCGGCCUUUCUCACCCAGACAGUGUGUCUGGAUGACACAACAGUGAAGUUUGAAAUCUGGGACACUGCAGGUCAGGAGCGUUACCACAGUUUGGCACCCAUGUAUUACAGAGGAGCGCAGGCCGCCAUCGUGGUCUAUGACAUCACAAACGAGGAGUCCUUUGCACGGGCAAAGAACUGGGUGAAGGAGCUUCAAAGACAAGCUAGCCCUAACAUAGUCAUUGCUCUGUCAGGCAACAAGGCUGACUUAGCCAACAAGAGAGCUGUUGACUUCCAGGAUGCCCAGUCCUAUGCAGAUGACAAUAGCUUACUUUUCAUGGAAACGUCAGCCAAGACAUCUAUGAAUGUGAAUGAGAUAUUUAUGGCUAUUGCAAAGAGAUUGCCGAAGAGUGAGCCUCAGGCCGCAGGUGCUAACAGCGGGCGGAACCGAGGAGUGGAUCUGACAGAAGCUGCCCAGCCAUCCAAGGCUCCGUGCUGCAGUAACUAACAUGAAGAACGCCUUCCUCCCAACCAACCUGUAUAGCAGUAACUAAUGCGGCUGAUGUCCCAAAUGCCACUGCAGUUACUAAUGCAAUGUGUUGUACUCUUUUCCUCCAAUUCUCUUAUCUUUAAAACAAGAUAAGAUGGCCUGUGCCCACCCCCUUCUUUUUUGCAGUAGCAAAGUCAUUGCCAUUAUACUGAUCUCUCCACAUGGCUCUGCCUCUUUUCCUCCAUCAUGGUUCUGCUGCUACCUGGUGAAGCCUCCCAACCAGUCUUUCUUACUCUCUUGUCAUCUAGCUUGUUACAUCUAUCAAUGACUAUUGAUAGAUUUAUGAUAGCAGAUACUACAGACAAUAGCGCACCCAGCCUUUCAUCAUCUUCCUUCCAACGUGUUGAUAUGAGUUUCAUUUACAGGAAGUGGUCACUUCCCUUUUGUGGGAUAGCUUAAGACUUAACUACUGCAUUUCUAAUACUAGUCUUCUGCUUUUGUUUUUGAUCAUUUUGUUUGCUAUAAUUUUGUCAAAAUUAUGGAUGCACAUACCUGUAUAUUUACAAGGCCUAAAAUAGAAAAAAGAAAACUGUGUUUAACCUUUUUAUCAGAAGUAGCACAAAAAACAUCUGUUAGAGAAGAAGAGCAUAUUCUUGUAAAUCUGAAAGGCGGGGGCGGAGCGUGGAGCAAGACAAAGAGAGGAACCUUAAGCUCCACCCCUCUUGUCACUGGGACCUUUUUAUCUGAAAGUUUAAAAACAUUUGUCGUGGACUGUAGUCCUUUUAGAUUAUUUCCCUCUGCCUACCAACUGCUACCCAUGUUUUCCCCCACUAAAGUAGCACUAGUGUUCACUCUGUUCAACCACCCUAAGGCUUCAUCCCAGGUCCAUGCCUGCUUCUAGCUGCCCCCAGUGGCAUUGUGCAAUGUUUCACAGUAUUUACUCUGUGACUUAAGUGUCUGCAAGGACCAAUGCAGCACAGCAAAAGUCCUCUACUCCACCUAGUUUUCUGCCCACAACAAUGCGCAGGAGUCCCUGAGGUAUACCCACCAAUGCCACCGCCUCCCCAUCUCCUAAUGCAGUGUCCUUUCAGAAAUCUUGUGUUGACUGUCGCUUUGUGGUUAUACUUCGGUCGCUGCCUUUGGAUGAUUUAUUUUAUGCAAAUUACCUUUUCCAUUGUGUUAGCGUUGCUGGACUGCCGCUGGGUUUGCACUGGGUUAAAAACAAAAGUGAUGGUAGAAAGUGGGGAGUUGCAAUAUGUAAGGUUGCUUCAUAAUCACCUUUUAAAUCAUAAUUAGUAGUCAUCUUCUCUUGAUUAGGAAGUGCUUUAGACACCGUUGUGUGUCAGUGUGUACAAACUAGGCCUGGGCUGGCUGGCUGGUGACAGAUUACAUCCAUAGGCUCACUCACACGUGCCCAUUUAUGUGUGUAUGUUUGAACACGUUUGCAUAUGAACUCACUCACUCACACACACACAUACAUACACACACACACACACACACACACAACUUCUUCCCUCUGUCAUAGAACAUAAGCACACACACACAGUCUGUUACACCUUUCUUCCUCACUUAUGUUGUGCACGCACACAUACACACACACACACACACACACACACACAGUACAUCUGGUCAAUAACUCUUUUUACAGAUCUGUCUUACUCAUGCCUUGCACUAAUGAUGCUCAUGAAUAUAUCUUGUCAUAAUUACAGCCAGUGUGAUAUAAAUAUAUAUAUAUAUAAAUAUAAAUAUAUAAAUAAUAUACUGUAAAUAGGGUGUUGCAGUGUAGUCUACCUUUUUUCAAUUUACCAGUGACAGGACUAAUGCUUGCUAGAGCGUUGUCUAGAUAAUCAGAAAAAAAACUGUACAGUUAGCAGAUAAAAAGCUACAAUCUGGGUUUGGAGUUUUGUUGCUGUUCCUUUUUUUCACACAAAUGGUUAAAUUAUAAUCAGUGGUGGUCUUUAUAAAUGUAUGUAGUGUUAUUAACAAAAGAAAUGAAAUUGCAUUUAUUUAGUGGUCUGUCUUGUACCUUUUUCUCAACAGGAAAAAAAUAAUAUCCAAACAUUUUGGUUUUUAUUUUUUAACACCUUUGUUGCAUCUCACUAAUUAUUUUUUUUUUAGUGGCAUCAGAUGAUGAUGCUUUUUUUUGUCCAGGGCUGCUUCCUGUAAGUAGACCUGAACUUCCAGAGACAUUGGUCGUAAAAGCUCCAGAGGACACAGAGAGAAUGCAGAGCAGUCUGAUUAACCAAUUGUCUGCCUCUCCAUAACAUCUCAGUAACAUUGUGAUGAUAUUGUAGGAACAGUGUAACAACUAUCAGCUGGCACGAUGGUGAUUCAACAAUAAAUGAAUUAACACAUAAUAGGGAUGUAAAUUGUAUGUUUUUUGGGUUUUUUUGCGGUGAACACUUAAUUGCAGCUGAAAACAUUUAAAUGCAAGCAUUUUACAGUACUGUUAUGUAAUGACCAAAUAAAUAUCGAAAUACAUUUUAUCAUUUAUUA
Scomber japonicus (chub mackerel) is the source of this 3367-nucleotide messenger RNA. It is a transcript of the gene rab5aa, whose product is annotated as RAB5A, member RAS oncogene family, a. Lineage: Eukaryota; Metazoa; Chordata; Actinopteri; Scombriformes; Scombridae. Gene Ontology annotation, molecular function: GTPase activity; GTP binding. The transcript has 6 exons. The record is from RefSeq and is a predicted model, not a curated record. Bases 239 to 889 code for a protein of 216 amino acids.